CGUUUGCUAUGACUAAUGACAGCACCUUGAAACGGAACAUAGUGAGAGGUCUUUACGUCUUGUCUAUCCCAGUCAAUACUUAAGGAGGAUGGUGACAGAGGAUGGAGAGCCAAGCUUCGGCACAAGAAAUAGACAAGAAGUGACGAGAAGGCAAAGUGAAUGAGUGUUGGUGCAUGAGGCCUUCAGGUGCUGCUAGGAGAACCCAUGGAGCCAGACAUCAUACCCUUGCACCCCUCCUCCCCUCCUCCACUGGAUGAUGAUGGCGAUGGGGAGACGGGGUCAGAGGAGGAUGAAUUUGGGGAUUUUGGUGGGUUCUCUGUUGAGGUGUCCUGCUCGCCUCUUGACUUGACUGAUCCUACGGAUUCACCAUGCAGCCCCAGACAGCCUUCUACCACCACAAAGCCAGCCACUCAUCAACCCAACUUUAGCUUUAAAUACCCAGUUGAACAGUCCCAACCCAUGUCCACUGUGGACUCGGGGUCUGACAUAAACAUGGAAGGUCAGGAUUGUAAUGCAGAAUCCUGUGUGCACCUCACAAAUGGUUACUCUAAAAGAGACCACAACUCUGGGACCAACAUAGCCUCUGCAGUGGGUGCAUGCUCUCCCAUGGAAGAAACAGGGUUUGCUGAUUUUACUGUGUUUACAGAGCAGGCAGCACAUCCCUGGUGCUGUGGCUUCUCUCCCAUAGGCAGCAAAGAGCAAUGGGAUAGCAGAGGGGAUGGGACAAACUCCUCCAACAGCUUAGGUGAACAAAUCUGUUAUCCAGGACAGGAGGUUGUUAUGGACUCUGAGCCCAGAUCCCAAUGUGAAUGCAAGGCAAAAGAAAAUGUUUGCACUAAGGUCAAGCACUGUGAGAAAAGAGAUGCAGCACUUGUGCAACCAUCUCAGGACCACCAUCAGCCUCAGGAAGCUGCAGCAGCAGGUUUGGAUUUACCACCCGGAGAACUUAAUUAUGGGGAGGAGGGGUUAGGCGAGCCUGGAGACCGCCAGACGGAAGAGAGGCAUAGUUUUAAUUCUUUACAAACCCCAGAGGUGCAGGAGGAUGGAGUGUCAGACGAAGACGGAGAAGAUCGGGGAAAGAGCACUUCUACCGUCCCCCAAACAUUUAGUGUGUAUGAGUCUGCUUCAGAGGACCUGGCGUCCUUCUGUGAUGAUUUGUCAUUUGAGGGUCCUUCUGAGGACUUGGAACCAAAUGUUUCAUCGCUUGUUUCACCGAAGGAUCAGACUGACUGGGACCAGACUGAUGAUGAUGAGGAAGAAGAACUUGGAAAUCACAGGCAUUCUGGCUGCUUUUUCAAUAGCAGCAUGGCAAAUCUCAGACAGUCUAAGGCAGAGAAAGGUUUUCAUUAUUGCAACCCAUCUGCGACUCAGGAAACUUCUGCUACCUCCAACCAGUCCCAACCUGGAACACAUACAGAAGACGAAGACUUUGAAGACUGUAGUUUUGAGCAUCACAGGGACCACGGGCAUGUACAAACUGCAGAUGCAGUGGUGCAGAGUUUAGGACACCUCCCACCAAGUGACAGCUUUGCUGAUUUCUGCUCAGCGCCCACACUGGAGGAUGGAGAGAAGUCGUGGGCGGAGUUCAAGGACCAGAGGGCUCAGGAGGAGGGAAAAACUUGGACGCAGUUCAGAGAGCCAGUCAGCAGCCUGCAGACUGAUGGGGACACUGUGGAGGAGCAGGACAGGGCAGGGCAAUAUGGGGUUUCUAGGAGGAACAGCUGUCAGGUGUCUCUGUCCUGCCGUGUCCAGCAGCUUCUCCUGGCCAGUUUUCCAGAGGUAGAGGUCUCAGCAGUGGAAGAUGGGGAGGAGGUGCUCAGCCUCGGUGCGCUGCUUCACGCCCGACACCUCCCUGAGAGUGAGGAGGAGGAAAAACCCGAAACCUGUCCCAGAUCUCAGUGGAUUCGGCAAAGGGUGUGGUGGCCACACCAGGACCUCCACGAUGCAGUUGGCCUCCAGUUUCAGUGGGGAGGUUCCCACAUAAAUAGGACUCUGCUCGGAUGCCUUGGUGUGGAGACGAGGAACAUUGUGUUCAUUGGCAUGAAGAAGCAGCCAGUGGCUGUGCCUGCUUUUGCAUCCAGCCUGGGAAUGCUAGAGCCCACCAAAGACUCUGUGCCAGCUGUCUGUUCUCCAGGACACACGGCAGUCACAACACUAGAACCUCCAGGGCCCCGGGACACACCAACACAUUCAUUGCCGGAGGCGCUCCCUUCCAGCCAUCUGGACUGGAGCAGCCGUGGCCUUAGCAGCUCUCAGGACGACUGCUCGGCUCUCAACCUGGAUUGUUUUGGUCCUGAGGAGGAGCGCGGAUCCUACUGCGGCAGCAGCAGCCGUAGCAACAGUCCUCCUCCAGGAGUUGACCGUGAGCUGUAUGAGUUGACCAUCAGCAAACUGGAAACAGGCGCUGGAAGUAGCCACAUGGAAGACACCUUGAAUCGCCUUAUGUCCACUGCAGAGAAAACCAGCACUUCAGUCCGGAAACCUCAGCAGAAUGAGGGGCUGAGUGCCGAGGCUGGCAGGCUGAUCUCUGGACUGCCUAACCUGUCCUUCAUGCAGGCCAAGGUCCUCAUGUUCCCAAGCGUCCUCCUACCCAAAGAAUGCUGUUCUCCAUAGUAACAGUGACAUGUGACCUCCACACACAUUCAACCAUAACAUACUGUAGGGCUCAAAUUUGACAGCAGUAAAAUCAUCGUAAAUGCUAUUCUUUUAGCCUAAAAUGUAAAAAGCCUUUUCCCAAAAUGCACAAAAAUGAAAAUAUUGAAAACUGUUACAAUUGUUUACAGGUGUUACAAAUUGUUGUACAUUGAGGCUGGUUCUGGUCAAAUUUGACCUGUAUAUAUUGAAAUGGUUUAUUGAUCCACCAGUGUACAGAAGGCGACAUCAAGGGAAAUUAUGGUUUUAAGGAAUCUUGAAUGUUACUAAAUAACCCAGAUUAAGAUGAACCCCAUCCGUUCCUGGCCAGCCAACAGAGCUCAAAAGAGGAGGUAGGGUGACUGAGGUUA
Molecule: messenger RNA, 3002 nt
Organism: Etheostoma spectabile (orangethroat darter)
Lineage: Eukaryota; Metazoa; Chordata; Actinopteri; Perciformes; Percidae
Gene: aftphb
Product: aftiphilin b
Exons: 10
Coding region: 205-2613 (802 amino acids)
Biological process (GO): intracellular transport
Cellular component (GO): AP-1 adaptor complex; trans-Golgi network membrane
Molecular function (GO): clathrin binding
Source: RefSeq, a predicted model, not a curated record